This is a messenger RNA of Gymnodraco acuticeps, 1136 nucleotides long. Its product is annotated as dihydropyrimidinase-related protein 2-like. Gene Ontology annotation, molecular function: hydrolase activity, acting on carbon-nitrogen (but not peptide) bonds, in cyclic amides. Gene Ontology annotation, cellular component: cytosol. The coding region runs from base 425 to 991 and encodes 188 amino acids. Lineage: Eukaryota; Metazoa; Chordata; Actinopteri; Perciformes; Bathydraconidae. The transcript has 3 exons. The record is from RefSeq and is a predicted model, not a curated record.
UGCAUGUCUCCACACAGGCUACAGGUAAUCUCUCAUCGGGAAACCACCUCCUCCUUAGCCAAUUGGAUCUGUAUUUUGACAAAGGCUGACUGGAGGUCUCUCCCUCAUAUGCUGACUCGCACAGGGAGGAUAUUGGCUGGAGGCUAUAGGAGCUAAUAUAGACUCAUGAGUAAGCAAACUGCUGAUCUGUAGCGCAUUUCCACACAUUCAGAUAUUACGCACUGAUUUAUUUCUCUCUCCAAAGUGGGAGUGUUUUCACGCAGCAGAUCUUUUGUCACUGUGCGACCACCUGCGCUUGCAAUCCGGCAAAAGGCGGUGGCUGUUCAGCUGAGAGAAAAAAAAAAGGAAAAGCUGAGCAUCUGAGCAGAUUUACUCCCCCACAGAAACCUCACCGCCGUCCCCUGCCUCACUUGCUAGACUUGCAAUGUCCACCGCCGGGGAAGUACCAGCGUUUUUUAAGAGCAUAGGCUCUGACAGCCCCGCCAGGCCCAGGCAGAAAUUCUGUGGCAUGUUCUGCCCGGUGGAGGGCUCCGCGGACAGCAAGACGCUGGACUUUGACGCGCUCCAGGCGGGCAAGGAGAGGAGUGACGGGCGGGUGAUCGACCGGCAGACCGACAUCUCCCAGCCCAGGAAGGUGGAGAUAAGGGAGAGCACGGGGAAAGAAUACCUGCAGAACCUGGAUGAUAAAAAGAGUGAUCGUCUCCUGAUCAAAGGAGGGAAGAUCGUGAACGAUGACCAGUCCUUCUGUGCUGACAUCUACAUGGAGGAUGGAGUCAUCAAACAAAUUGGGGAAAACCUCAUCGUGCCCGGCGGGGUGAAAACCAUCGACGCCCACGGCCGCAUGUUGAUGCCGGGCGGCAUCGACGUGCACACGCGCUUCCAGAUGCCGGAUCGAGGCAUGGUGUCAGCCGAUGACUUCUACCAGGGGACCAAGGCUGCUCUGGCCGGAGGAACCACCAUGAUCAGUGAGUUAUCAGAAAGAUCCUACUGAUGGAACAUUAAACCUUCUGCCUUACUCGGAACACUUAAUGCAUACGGCAACUUUUUGACAAGGGUGUGAUUUAUUUAUUUAUUUUGGAUUACGAUCUCAGCUUUUAUAGUCUAUAUUAAACUGUGUGAGUCAAGGCAAGUUUAUU